Toxorhynchites rutilus septentrionalis is the source of this 2091-nucleotide messenger RNA. It is a transcript of the gene Rab14, whose product is annotated as ras-related protein Rab-14. Gene Ontology annotation, cellular component: recycling endosome; phagocytic vesicle; trans-Golgi network. Gene Ontology annotation, biological process: phagosome maturation; defense response to bacterium; endocytic recycling. Lineage: Eukaryota; Metazoa; Arthropoda; Insecta; Diptera; Culicidae. Gene Ontology annotation, molecular function: GTPase activity; GTP binding. The transcript has 5 exons. The record is from RefSeq and is a predicted model, not a curated record. The coding region runs from base 317 to 964 and encodes 215 amino acids.
UGGAUAUGUCAUAAGUUUUUGAGUCAUCCAUAUUGUCAAUCGAGAGAGCAGCAGUGAAGAUUUGAAUUGGCACUUGCGUUUUUAAUUCGCAAUAAAGGAUAGUGCCGGAUAUCCGUUACUUUAUUGGAAACCAUUUAGUCGCCUAAAGACAGUACAUUUCGUCCUAAUGGUUUAACCAAAAAUGCUUUUUCUUUAGCCCUGAUCUAUGUUGAAAACUUGAACGAAAGAAAGAAAACCCGUGCAACAUAAGCAGGGGGCCUUGGGUUGCAUCUCGUUCUUUUCCAUUGGAUCGGGAAGAACGAUAACUAUUACCAACAUGUCGGCUGGACCCUACAACUAUUCCUACAUUUUUAAAUAUAUAAUCAUUGGUGACAUGGGCGUGGGUAAGAGUUGCCUGCUGCACCAGUUCACAGAGAAAAAGUUUAUGGCGAGCUGUCCACACACGAUUGGGGUCGAAUUUGGUACCCGAAUCAUCGAGGUUGACAAGCAAAAGAUCAAAUUGCAGAUAUGGGAUACCGCAGGGCAAGAGCGGUUCCGAGCGGUAACUAGAUCUUAUUACAGAGGAGCUGCUGGUGCUUUGAUGGUGUAUGAUAUUACGAGACGGUCUACAUAUAAUCAUUUGUCGAGUUGGCUGACCGACACGCGCAAUUUGACAAUCCCUAGUACUGUGAUAUUUCUCAUUGGCAACAAAUCGGACCUGGAGAGUACCCGCGAGGUUACAUACGAGGAGGCCAAAAAGUUUGCCGAUGAAAAUGGACUAAUGUUCGCCGAGGCUAGUGCAAUGACAGGACAAAAUGUGGAGGAAGCAUUCUUGGAAACGGCACGCAAAAUCUACCAAAGUGUUCUGGAUGGCAGUCUUGAUCUGAACUCGUCUGAGUCGGGCGUGCAGCAUAAACCAGCCCAGCUCGGCCGAACCACUUUAAGUAACGAUACCCAGACCAAUAAGGACAAUUGUUCCUGUUAAUCUCACCGCUGGCGCUGCCAAUUUUGGCAUAAUUUGGAGUCAAUGGUUCGUUUCUGUUAUCAAUGGAUAACAGAAAAAUGUUGAUCUGGAACACCAUUUUGUAGAUUUUUUAUGCACUCCAUUCGUUUUGCCAAAGUCCAAAAAUGGAACCACACCGAAAUCAGUAAUUGAUUACAGAAGAAUCCCUGUAUGAUUUACGUUUAAAUUUGCUAGGAAUACCAAUUGUAUCCAGAAUGUUUAUUCGUUGUUGAAUUUUUUUUUUAGAUUUUAAAUAAUUGCUGUUGCUAACAACUACCUAGAGCUAGGAUAACGUUAGAACUUUUCUUGUCAUAGCUCAUGUAUUACGUUUUGUUAUACAACGCCACAUGAAAAGUUCUAGAAUAUAUGUAUAGUAUAAACAUAUUACGAAUAGACAUAACAAUACAACAAAAUAUGAUUGAAUAUUUGUAACAGCAAUUUAGGAACAGCACCGAGGAUUGAUGAACUAUUUGGACAAUUUCGCGAACUAUAACCACUUUAACGAAGGAAGCGUAGCUGCACAUAUUUCAAAACCCUCCAACAAAAAUAAUCUCCAACUUUCAUAAUGAUAAUCUAACUUCCCGCGAGGCGUGAGUAAUGAUUAGAUACAAAGUUCAACAAUAGGCUUCAAAUAUUUCUUCUGAAUAUGCUUUUCUAAUUAGUUGCAUUUGGAACAUCAAUAGUGGAAUGUGUCCUUCAUUUCUAGUACAAAAAUAUAUAAAUUUAAACCUGGAAACGAUAGUUAAACUUCAGCAAAACUGAAACUGUUUUAAUCGUAGCCACAUUGAACAAAAAGAGAAACAAUCAUGAAAAAUGUCCAUUUUAUUGCAAUCCAAAUCGGGUUUAAUUUGCAACGUUUCAAACAGGCGCCAUAAAUGCCAACUUCAUCUUGAAGUGAAAUUUGAAUGGUGAAGUUAAGCAAAAACAAGUAUUAUCUCGAAAAACUAUAAAUGGAACAUAAAAGUGUUAGGUAAAAAAAUAAAGAAAGUAUAUUAUUCAGAUAGAAAUGUGGUACAUAUAUCCAUGAGAGGAAGGAUUCUUUAAUGGGAUAAUAGAAUUGAUGCUGUAAAAUAAAUAUUUAGAAUUGAAUUUCAGAUUCCAUCUAAUAA